AUGCCCGGUGCCGUGUGUGGAGCGGUGUGCGCGGUGCCCAAUGCCCGGUGCCGUGUGUGGAGCGGUGUGCGCGGUGCCCAAUGCCCGGUGCGGUGCCAGGUGCGGCGGGUCCCGCCCCGCCCUGCCCUGCCCUGCCCUGCCCUGCCCGGCGCGAGGGGAGCGGGCGCGCGCGCCCCAGCCAAUCAGCCCCGUCACGUGAGCGCGCCCCGGCACGCGGUGCCGCUGCCGCGGCCGUUACAGCGGCGCCUGCGUGCGCGCGGCGGCGGCGGGAAGCGCGCGGGGAGGAUGGGGGGGAGGAUUCUGACAACGCAGCCCUUCCAGGCUAAAGAAGAAGUGAUAAAGGGCCUAAAGACAGCAGAAGCUGGCAGUAUUGCAGGUGUUGAAGCUAUAAGGAGAGAUGGAGAGUGUGAUGUUAUCCUUCAAAGUGCACAUGGAAUACAUGAGGAGAACCUAUCAAGAUGUUGGAUCAGAUGGAUGGUCUGGAUUUUAAUUGUUUGUGAGCCAGAGAGCAAAAGAGGAUCAAGAAAGAGAAUUAAAAUUUUUGUAUUGCCUCUGCGUUGGAAGAUUGUAGUAUACUGCAUAAGAAAAUUUUCUCUGCAUUUUCCAGCAGAGAGACAUUGAAAAGGUGCCAGAUACAUUUAAAUGAACCUAUUAAAAAGACAAGAAAUUUGGAAAUAUGGAGAAAAAGAAAGAGAAAAGUGAGUAUUACUUUCAAAUAUUCACACCUACAUUUUAAUGGAAAUAGUUAAGUAAAUACUGCCAAACUAGUAUUUAAUCUGCAGAGCUUCAUUUGGGCUCGAGGUCUCUGUGUCUUGAUAGCUGUAGAAAAGUUGUUUUCUAAAUACAUAACUAGCUCCUGUAAACAUUGCAUACUGUAUUUGUAGAUCAAGAAAAAAAGCAUGAAGACAAUUUUAGUACAGAGAGAAAAUUUUGGCAACUUUGUUACAAAGUACCUACUCUUUUCAGACUGAGUGCAUGUGGCACUAAACUCCUGAAAG
Chiroxiphia lanceolata (lance-tailed manakin) is the source of this 998-nucleotide messenger RNA. RefSeq lists its product as uncharacterized. The transcript has 4 exons. The coding region runs from base 1 to 621 and encodes 206 amino acids. The record is from RefSeq and is a predicted model, not a curated record. NCBI's taxonomy places the organism in Eukaryota, Metazoa, Chordata, Aves, Passeriformes, Pipridae.